Messenger RNA from Guyanagaster necrorhizus, 5571 nucleotides. RefSeq lists its product as uncharacterized. The transcript has 13 exons. Gene Ontology annotation, molecular function: DNA binding. The record is from RefSeq and is a predicted model, not a curated record. Lineage: Eukaryota; Fungi; Basidiomycota; Agaricomycetes; Agaricales; Physalacriaceae. Bases 1 to 5571 code for a protein of 1856 amino acids. Gene Ontology annotation, biological process: 5S class rRNA transcription by RNA polymerase III; transcription initiation at RNA polymerase III promoter. Gene Ontology annotation, cellular component: transcription factor TFIIIC complex.
AUGGACGAGCUCCUGCACCACUGUCUGCGAGAGCUUUCAUUUGACGGAGACCUUGGCUCCAAUCCCUCGCGUUUGAAGGAUUUCAUCGUUGAUUUUUACUCCCACAACUCUUCGUCUGCCGCACAAAAUACCGACGAUUCCUUUUGCGCUUUCGUAUGGUCACUCGUAGUUCAGCAGCCAAAUGUUCUUGUCGGUACUAAGCCAGCUGGGGUAAACUCUGAAGUCUGGAUAGCACCACAGACUAGUGCUAAGCGAAAGGCAAACGCCAAGGGGGAGGCCUUUGUUGAAACUCGUCCUGCACAGCUUGAAACUAUCGCAGACGCAAAGUCUCGUACUCUCGAAGGCCUGAUCAAAGAAUAUGGAGACGACUUGCGCAUUGCAGUCGAUCCGGACUCGAUAUAUGCCGCAAUAACCGGCUCGCACAUCAGGGUGAGCGUUAAGCCAUUGAUUGAAUUCUCAAUUUUUUCAACAUUAAAUGCAAAGUUCCCAAAAAUGAGCCCUAUGGUCUAUUCAGCGCUCCAAAUAAUCACUCGUGGCCGAGAUAAUGGUGUCUCAGUCGUCGAACUCGGACAGCGAUCUAAAUAUGACCAAAAAACAUGCUUCUAUCUCGUGAGGCAGCUAACGGAGCUUGACUUAGUUGUCAAGGUUCGCAGAGGAGGGGUUGGUACCCAUUUUUGUAUACAUCGGUACUUUUUCGAUCGCAGUCCGUCCUGGAAGGCGAUACGCGACGAAGAGAACAAUGCGGCAGCGCUCCUGAAGCCUGAGUUCCCUCUCGGCGAUGCCGAAGCUGCAGACGAGGACAAUAUCCCUCCUGAAAUCCGGGCCCUCAACUUCACACCCAUUGAUGCCCGUCAUCUUUCCAGUCUACCACUCAUCCGGGCUCGCGUCCUUAAUCUACUCAAAGUAUCAAAAAACCAGAUACAUCCCGCAAACAAUUUGAUUAUAACUAUCGGAUUUAAGCACCCUACCAAGACCGAUCGAAGAUUUUUCCAAAGUCGUAUCCGCGAAAUGAUCCAAGAAGGCAUCAUCGAGAAGGUGGUUGUCCCUAACAGGAAAAAGAAUUCAGCAUCGUCUGUGACCUGUUUUCGACUGGUGGAAGAGGAGGUCCAAUCGAGAGCUCGAGGUCCAGUGGCUGUGCCGGACGCGGAUGACGACGAAGAUAAUGAAACUGAACAAGGCGGCGUCAAAAUUAAUACCACGAUACACAAGCAAAUCAUCGAUCUCUUGGAGGAAUCGGGGACUAAAGGAAUGACGCUCAAUGAACUUUCUGCUGCCUUGUGCCAUUUCGACAAGAGGACAAUAGAGCUUCUUCUUACUCGCGCUGAGAAGGUUCGGCCGCCUCCGCAUUUGAGUGAUCUCGGUAUCUCUGGUCUUAUGGAGACGUUUGGACGGGAGCGGCGACACAGAUACUACACUGUGUCUGCCUACCAUUCUCUGGUAUCCCAGGAAAAUUUAGAUACAUCGUCUGCAAGGCUUGCGGAAGUGGACUUUGGAGAGUCGGGCGGGUUCAUGCCUGUGGAUCCAAAGAGUUUCUAUGACGAUACAAAAAGCCUGAUCAAGCACCAGGAUGCUGGCAGGGAGGAACCGACAAAAAAAUCCAAGUCCAAGAAGAAGGCUUCCAAAGACCCUAUCUUACCCGACGGAUCUGUCAAACUAGGCCGUCCAAAGAAAUCACAAGACGGUGAAGACGGAACUCCCAUCAACGCAGAGACCUCUCGGCGCCAGACCAGGAAGCGCAAGCACAAUGCUGAUGAAAGCCAAGACGCCAAAAUAGACCUCGUUUCGGCGGGUCCGUCUACGAAAAAGCGAAAGAUUACAAGGACUGACAGCGGCGAUGCUGAGAACUCUGCGCAAGCUAUUCCCAAGAAACGAGGGCGGCCACGGAAAGUCAGGAUUGAAGAUGAAGAUGCUCAAGUACCACAACCAGCUCGAGUGGUGACCCGGAGAACUGGGAAGAGAAAAGGCAACGGCGCCAUUGACCUUGAGGAUCAAGAUGCAGUCGCGGAUAACAUUCCAGAUAGUAUUCCUGACGUCGAAGAGCCACCAGCAAAGCGACUUCAUCGUUCCGCCUCUGUCGUGUCGCAGACAUUCGAAUUGCCCAUAUCAAAUCCGUCGGACCAGGCGGACAUAGCGGAGCCUAACGCAGAACUACGAGAUACCCUUAUUGGAGCAGCGGUACCAUUGGAAGCAGGAGCCGAUGAUAUACACGUCCCAUCUCCCCUGGUCGAACCCACAGACGUCGCUACAGCUACAAUACCAACACCAGACGCUAUGGUCGUCGCUGAAGAGAUACCGCAGGCAGCAAUUCAGCCACCGCCCUCAAUCACUGAGACUUCGGAGAUCGAGAUCCCCAUUGACCCGGCUUUGUUGGGAGAUUCUAUGCAGGAUGCAACAGAAGCAGACCAGCAACCGAACACGCCCAGGGGGAGAGUCAAUGUUUCUCAUCUUCGCCGAGAGAACGAAUUCUACCGGAUCAUUGAGCUAUUAGGAGGCAUCGUGAACACCCAGACGAAGGACAUAUACGAUGCUCAUUCGAGCCUCCUGGAAACCCUUUCACUGGCCGGAGAGCCCACCAGUUCUCCUGCUGGUAUCAGGACUGACAAACGUACCGCCACUGCGACGUUUAACAGCUUGGAAAGCCGUGGUAGAAUCAAGCAAAUAAAGACGUCCAUUCCUGGACCUACAGGUGUCAGUCGACCGACAGUCAUUGCGUACUUACUCGACACAUCAGAAGAGAAGUUGGCAACUUUCUUGACAGAAGUCGCGAAAGGGUCUAUUCCCAUUCCUCCCCAACCGGUUAUUGCUCGUAAGAUCGAUGAACCUGUGGAAUACGGACCAGAUCCUACUCUGAUAGCUCGUGAAGGCCUUCCGCUGCAGUUGUUGCAGAUGGAGAAUUCUUCUGGUUAUGACCAGGCCGAAAGGUGGAAGAAGAAUACUGCCCGUGCCGAAAAACUUUUCAGCCACGACGACAAUGUGAUUAAGGAGGUACUGCUGACGGAGCGGACUACACUGGGACAGAUGUAUGGAAACAUUGUCGCGAAGGGUUUGCGGUCCCGGGUGCUGCAUAUCACUGCCAUGAAAACCUUCGAAAACGCAGACCCAUCCCCGCAGAUUACAUCACAUGAGCACCGUGUAUUGAACUUGUCCUUUUUUUGCUACGAUCUACCACUCGGACUCUACUGCUCGUUGCUGUCCCCACUUUUCCACCAUGAUCAGCUCACCCAGUUUCUUGUGAAUCCAGAAUGCCGCCAAACGUUAGUACGAGAUUUGCCCCAGGGUUUGCGAUCAAUCCUUCAAAUUGGGAAAUCACGGGCGAGGUCUCGAUUCCUUGAUAUCCUUGAGCUUUUAAGACACCUCGGUCUUGUCGUCCCACUCACGCCAUCCAAGUCAGCAUCUCCGUGGCUGCGGUGCGACUCGUUGGGGGAUCAUCCGAAAGGUUAUGAACCGGCAUCUUUGGAAGGUUGGACAGCAAGCACUCCAACUACUGCGCCAGCUUACUGGCAGUUCAAGACGUCUGCCCCUCUGUAUCAUUGGGCAUCAUCAGAGUUGUCCCCUCCAUUCCUACAGAAUGUUGGCGUCAGUACUGCAGACGAAGUUUCUAAGUACUGGGAGCUACUCAGAGACGCAUGUACGAACAGUAGCAUUUUGCCUGCGAUUACCGAUGGCCAGGCUCCUCUAUCCAUCCCCACGGACUCUUCCAAGAUCUCCCGAUCUCUGCGUCGUUCAGUAUCUUGGAAUCCCAACUAUGUUUUCACUUGGCACCAAACCCAAUACCUUCGACGCUUCGUGAAUAUUGACACAGGAAAGACGCCUCUUGACCUGGAAGAUGGAGGUGCUGCGGAGAUCGCCAGAAUCUCUGGUAUCAUCAGUGCACCUCCCGACGCAGUGCGAGAACACUAUGUCACCGCUCACGAGAAGAUGGUGAAAGACCUAGCGAAGAUGGAGCGUCGACGGAAACGUGAAAGUUCUGAAACCUUUGCAAAAGAGGCCGCGGACGCCAAAGCUGCUCUCGCGAAGAGGGCAGCAGAUGCACGCCUACAUCGAGAGCAUGAAUGGGAGGAUCUAGUUAUGAAAGUCCAUCCAGAGCCAUCACCAUAUGCGAUUGUCCGUUUGCGAAAAAUUCAGACUCGAUUUCUCCAGUCUGUAGGGAAGGAGACGGAGUGGGAAAGCGAAAUAGAAAAGGCUUUUCGGGAAGCUGACUUCGCAUCAGCCCAAGUUUUGAAAACAUCUCAGGCACCCCCAGCACACAAAGCUAGGUCUCGUCUACCUCGAGUCGCUCCAUCAACCGUUUUGGUUCAGCCAACGCCAUCGACAGCAUCCCCCUCUGCUCCUACUCCGAUCACAACAAAUCCGGUAGAAAAAUCAAUUUGCGCUCUGAUUGCCGAGCAAGGUCCGCCUAUCAUUCCUCCACCUCGUACUGACUCCAAGCGAAAACGCAAACGAAAAUUAGAAGAAGCUGGAGUAGAAGAUCAAUCGCCGGAACCUAAAAUCAAACCCAUUACUCGUAGGCAUCGCUUCCAAUGGAAUAGGGAUUACGAAGAACUUGCUCGGGAUGCAUCGGUUAUCAUUAGAGCCAGAUGUCGAAAUGGGGUGCGACUGGAUUGGGGAGCGUUUGAACAAGUAUUUCCAGCGGUUCCCAGAAAUAGUGUCCGUCAACGUCUAGCGCACAUCCGAGAAUCGCCUGGCAAUGAGGCAUAUCUUACUCGUCUCGAAGACCGGUGGUAUGAUCUCUGGAUGAAGCGUCGAGGCACAACCAUCCUGCCGGAUGACGAUCUCAAUAGUGCGACAAACUUCAACCUGAUUCAUCACCUCGAGUUCCUGCGGAGUCAUAUUGACAAGAAUGCUCUGCGAGUCGGUUAUGCCCAACCGCAAGGAAAUUCAAAUGUAGAGUUGAUCAUACCCGAUACCGUGGAUGAUCUUUUAUACAGCUUCGAAGUCAUUGAAGCCGCAACAACUGGCCCAGUGUGGGACUUCAUGUGGAAUGGUGUUGUUGAGGAGGGUUGGGAAAAGCGCUUAACCUCAUUGCCGUUCCUUGAUUCACUUAGCGAUUUGAGUGAAACGCCAGUCGAAGACGUGCUUGCGAUAGCAGAAUCUGCACUGAAGAUGGCACUUGGUACUCCUCUUGAAAACUACAAUGCGGAAGGGGCGUCGACUCUUCUGCGAAGUGCUGCAGAAGAACAUAUAGUCACAUCUGCCACGAAAGGUCUUGUCAGUCGUGGCAUCCUGUCUAAGCUCGUCCGAGAUCAUCAUAGACAAAAACCCGGAAGACAGCUGAAGAUUUCUGACGCGAAUCUAGCAGCUUUGGGGGGAUCUAUCAGUAGUGAUCUAUUCCAGGAUGCUGCAGGGCUCGAAGAAGAUCUCACGGCUGGAGAAAGUGAUACAUGGAGAGAGUGGCCUUUAACUGCGACAGACGGAGACUCGGCAGCUCUAAUCCAGCAUGUGUCCGACAAUAAGGUCGAUUUCAAAGUAGAUACGACUAAUGCUCAAGCCGCACGACCAAUGCUUGACUGGAAUAGUAAGAAAGCGGGUAAGAUAAGGUUUCUUCAAGACAAUCGAACGGCUCGUCGUUAA